GCCCAGUAGCAAGCGCGUGUCCACUGUGGGGCGGCUGCAGAACGGGAGUGUUGUCCCUCGGCAGCGCCGCUCACCCUCCGCUCCACUUUCGGGUUCCGGGCGGAGCUGGACUCGUGCUAGCCAUGGCUGCAGGCCCGGGGGCGACCGCUGAUACGGGCUCUGCAGCUAGAAUUGGAGAGGAGGAAGAUGAUCAUGUCAAACCUUUUACGCCGGAGAAAGCAAAGGAAAUUAUCAUGUCUUUACAGCAACCUGCAGUCUUCUGUAAUAUGGUUUUUGAUUGGCCAGCACAACACUGGACUGCUAAACACCUUUCUGAGGUCCUUCAUGGCAAGCAGAUAAAAUUCAGGAUGGGAAUGAAAAGCACAGAUACAGUUCCUCAAUUUGAAACUACAUGUAGUUACAUAGAAGCUACGCUUGAAGAGUUUUUGACCUGGAACUGUGGCCACUCCUGUAUUUCUGGACCAUUUAGGGAUUAUGAUUAUUCCAAAUUUUGGGCUUAUGCUGACUAUAAAUAUGUUGCCAGCCUAUUUGAAGACAAGACAGAUAUUUUUCAGGAUGUGAUAUGGUCUGACUUUGGGUUUUGUGGAAGAAAUGGACGGGAGAGUACAUUGUGGAUUGGCUCCCUGGGGGCUCAUACGCCCUGCCAUCUGGACUCCUACGGUUGCAAUUUAGUGUUCCAGGUACAAGGAAGGAAAAGAUGGCAUCUCUUUCCUCCUGAAGAUACUCCUUUCCUAUAUCCAACUAGAAUCCCUUAUGAAGAAUCUAGCGUGUUUAGUAAAAUCAAUGUCGUCAAUCCUGAUUUAAAACGUUUUCCUCAGUUCCAGAAAGCUCGAAGACAUGUGGUUACACUGAGCCCAGGACAGGUUCUGUUUGUUCCCAGACACUGGUGGCAUUACGUAGAAUCCAUUGAUCCUGUCACUGUCAGUAUAAACUCGUGGAUUGAGUUGGAAGAGGACCACCAAGCUCGGGUCGAAGAGGCAAUCACCCGCACACUUGUGUGUGCCCUGAAAACUGCAGAGGAUCCACACAAUACCAGAGCUUGGUUAAACCCAACCGAGGUUGAGGACACAUCCCAUGAAGUCAAUUGUCUCUACCUAAAUAGAGCUGUUUCUGCCUUUUUUGAUCAUUAUGGAACAUCUAAGACAAUAGAAAUUCAAGCACUCAGAACAAACAGAGAGCACAUGAAAAAGGAAGAAUUAAAUGUGCACAACCUCAAGGAGGUAGAACAAACAGGUAGCCAGAACUUAACCCUGGGAACAGUAAAACAGGAGGCUGUAAGUCCCUUUGGCCCUGAUUUGGUUCCUGUAUUACCAAGUUCUGAAGAACCACCCUCAGAAAGAGGAGACAUAUUUAAAAAUGAUGGUAAAGACUUGGCUGGCAAAGAUGGAGAACAUGUUGGAAAAUUGCACUGCACCAAGCAGCAACAAAUGAUGAGUAAAAAUGAGAGUGCAGUUGUUCAACAAAUUGCUUCAAAUAGUACUGUGGCCCCCUCUGAAGCAUGCAUUUCUACAGAUGAUUUGCUGGACUGCUUGGUGCAUCCACAAGUAACCAGGAUAGUGGCACAACUUUUGAUACAAGGAAGAAGUUUAUGAUUGUAAUAGAAAAUGGUUUUUUAAAGAAU
Messenger RNA from Pteronotus mesoamericanus, 1621 nucleotides. RefSeq names its product HSPB1 associated protein 1 (gene HSPBAP1). The coding region runs from base 123 to 1592 and encodes 489 amino acids. The transcript is spliced from 8 exons. The record is from RefSeq and is a predicted model, not a curated record. NCBI's taxonomy places the organism in Eukaryota, Metazoa, Chordata, Mammalia, Chiroptera, Mormoopidae. Gene Ontology annotation, molecular function: 2-oxoglutarate-dependent dioxygenase activity.